Molecule: messenger RNA, 1986 nt
Organism: Harpegnathos saltator (Jerdon's jumping ant)
Lineage: Eukaryota; Metazoa; Arthropoda; Insecta; Hymenoptera; Formicidae
Product: protein C21orf2 homolog
Exons: 10
Coding region: 186-1433 (415 amino acids)
Biological process (GO): cytoskeleton organization
Molecular function (GO): protein binding
Source: RefSeq, a predicted model, not a curated record
CUACUUCACGACUAGUCGACGGUAAGCCAUUAUGGCGAACGGAUAGAAGUCGUGUGAGUGUCUGUUAGCUCGAAAAUUUACUGUGAUGAUACGCGUUUUCGUGUAGCGAUUUAACUCGGAGUUUUCAUCAGGCGGAAGUACAUCGACCUUUUAUCGCGCAACGACGUCCAAACGUGAAUGACACGAUGGUAAAACUGACCGAGGAGAUGGUCGUGGCUCGCACACGAAUGUCUGACUUCUCCGCCGUAAAGAAACUCAAUUGCUGGGGAACAGAAUUGACAGAUGUUAGCAUCUUAAGAAAAAUGAAGAAUGUAGAGGUAUUGUCAUUGAGUAUAAAUAAUAUUAAUACACUUGCCGAUUUUCAAUAUUGCCAGAAGCUUCAGGAUUUAUUUAUUAGGAGAAAUAAUAUCAAAGAUUUAAAUGAAGUUUGCUAUCUUCAAGGAUUACCUAAUUUACGGAAUUUGUGGCUUGGUGAGAAUCCAUGUGCAGAGAAAGAAGGAUAUCGAUUAACAGUACUUCGGGCUUUGCCAAACCUUGAGAAAUUAGAUGAUAAAGAAGUAUCGCCUGAAGAAAUACAAACUGCAAUGGCAAUAGGACGGCCCUUGGUACAUCCUCUUGAAAUGGAUACUUCUCCGCAAUCAGAUGCAGUAAGCCCAGAUGAAAUACCAAUUGAAUAUAUUGAAGAAACUGAAUUGGAGCAACCUAGGAGAUACAGUUCUUGUAGCGAUCAGAGAAGUUUCGAUGAGACGCAACACUCACACGAAGAAUAUGACCCUGACAGAAGGAACGCAAAUUAUAAUGCAUCAUCAUCUCAUCAUUAUUCACAAAAUAAUCAGUAUGCAUAUGAGCUACAGAAUGGCCAAUCAAAGAAACAGAGCAAAGAUGACACUGUGCGUACAGAGUCACGCAGCAACAAUGAAACUGCGGCCACUAACACUCUUGAAAUAUCCAAGGAUUACGAUGAUCGUCCGGUAGUAUCACGACAUAACGGAGAAUAUGAUGAAAGGCGAGGUUAUUCCGAUUAUGGCGGAAACGAAGUAUCUCAACGUGUUUAUAUGUCAACACCGCAACACCGUACACAAUACGCUGUCAAUGAACCUGCAGAUGAUAGACGGAGCGAAAGAAAUAACUAUGACUACGACGAGAGAAUAAAAUUAGAAUAUGAAGACUCGCAACCUCAGUUACCACCACAAACAAGAAGAAUGGCAGUUCAUCAUAAUAUCGAAAGAGAAGAUACUACUCAAGUACCUGGUUGGGUGAGACAUACUGAUAAAGAAAAAUGCAGAUCUCAAUUUCAUUAUCACAGACGACCAGUAACAAGGAAUUCGAAUAUAUUAUCUGCUGUAUUGUGUCUGGUCAAAGAGUUAGACUACCCGAGUCUGGAAGUAGUAGAGAUGGCCGUUAGAAAUCGAAUGGAUGAACUAGAGGAAUGAUGUUUCUGACACCGUCCCCAAAACUCACAGGGGACGGUCGCUUUCUCUCAUAUCAGCAGCAUAUCUUCCGUUCCCAGUCCGGAAUUCUCCGAUUCACUUGAUUCAACGAUAACUCUUAAUCAGUAUAUUGACAGUGAUGGAAAUUACAACAAUCACGAGCAUUAUGUAAUCGACCGUCAGUUAUUCGACGAAAAUAACGAAAAAUCUCAAAUCCCACGCAAUGGAUGUGCCGAAAAAGUUUGCUCAACACACAGCCCGAAAACCGUCUCGAUUGACCCGAGCCCGAGAUUGCUCAGAAAUAAUCAAUCCGUGUAUAAAAUUAAAGACUCCGUAUUAGAUAAUUUACCGCCGGAAAAUUACGAGGAGAGAAAGAGCAACGAUGUCAGACGUGUAGCGAGCAGUGACAGCAUUCCUCGCGGUAACUACAACAAUGUUAUUUUAAGCCAGGGAUGCAGAGUUCUAAGCCAAGACUGCGUGAGAAGAUCAAAAAGUCUGGAUGUUAGGAAUACAAUUGCGCCACUUCGUUAUAUUCAAUCGGCAAAAGGAACGUGGA